Molecule: messenger RNA, 1023 nt
Organism: Caenorhabditis remanei
Lineage: Eukaryota; Metazoa; Nematoda; Chromadorea; Rhabditida; Rhabditidae
Exons: 5
Coding region: 1-1023 (340 amino acids)
Source: RefSeq, a predicted model, not a curated record
AUGAAAAUUCUUCACUAUGCUGCGAUCUUUGUCAUCUACGCCAAUACGGUGAUUUCGUUUCCACCGAAUCGCCGUUUCAAAAAAGAUUAUUUAUCCAACAAAAUGGAAGCCAAUUAUACCGGAGAAAUAAGAGCAGACCGCGAAGAUUUGGCUAGACGGUCUGGCAUGAAAUCGGCAAAAAUAUUGAAGCAUUCUGACGAUUUGAAGAUUCCGGAGCCUAAGUGUGGAACAGAUCCCACGGAAGUUUUUGACCAAUCUGAAAUUGACGAAAUGGACAAGAUUCUGAAAGAUGAUGUUGACAAAGGCCUUGAAAUGAUCGAAAAGAAAGGAGAAGAGACUUACUUGUCAUGUUUGAUUCCAACAAAAACCGAAGUAAACUGUAAAGUGAAAAAGUGCGAUUCGGGGAAAACAGUUGGGCAUUGCAUUUGUGGACCGAAGAAAUGUAAAAUGGACAGACCAACUGCCACGUCUGCUCAGUCGAUCGCCGAAGCAGUAAUGGGUGAAGGGGUGUUCAAAAGAAUUAACGAAGCUAAUUACGAAACAGCAAUAAUUGAAGGACGCACGAAAAUGGCCAAAAAAACUGGUAUACAAGCUAAUGCCAUGGUGCGUAGUGAUUCUUUGAAAGUUCCGGAGGUAGAGUGUGGACGAGACUAUGAUGAAGAAUCGGUGAAAAUGAUGAAAGAGGUAGAAAAGGAACAUUUAAACGAUAUGCAAAAAAAAUAUGCAAGGUGGGAAGAGAAAGGAGAAGAUGCAUUACUUUCUUGCUUGGUUCCUUGGAAAACUGAAGUCAAUUGUAAAUUCAAAGAGUGUGGAAACGGGAAGAAGAAUAUCUUGUGCGUUUGUGGCCCAAAGAAAUGUAGACUCGACAGUCAAGGAUUUUGUGAUAAGAGUGUGAGAAGUGAGGAGAGUGGAGAGAAGGAUAGUGAGAAGGACGAUGAUGAAUCUGAUGGAUCUGCUAGUCUCUACACUUUUGGUGCCUUUGUCAACUUGGCUCUUUUCUACUUGGUCGCUUCCAUUCUCUGA